CAUUUUGGUCUCUCUACGCUUACUUUCUGUCUCCUCCGUGAAAGAAAAGCCCUCUUACUCUUUCCUGCACUGCCCUGCAACCAUGAAUGACGGCGAAGACUGUGCGGCACAACCCCAGCUUCUCUGUCCUCACAGCGUUACAGAUCUCUUGCAUUCUGUUGAUGCUUUUCUCUUUGACUGCGAUGGUGUAAUUUGGAAGGGCGAUAAGCUCAUUGAUGGAGUCCCUCAGACCUUACAGAUGCUUCGUUCCAAGGGGAAGAAGCUGGUUUUUGUGACCAACAAUUCCACUAAGUCAAGAAGGCACUAUGCCAAAAAAUUUCAUUCCCUUGGAAUUUCAGUCAGCGAGGAGGAGAUAUUCUCUUCAUCAUUUGCAGCGGCUAUGUUCUUGAAAGUCCAUGACUUCCCUCGAGAAAAGAAGGUUUAUGUAAUAGGUGAGGAAGGCAUAUUGGAAGAAUUGGAGCUUGAGGGUUUUACAGGUCUUGGAGGCCCGGAAGAUGGAAAAAAGAUGGUGCAGCUGAAACCAAACUGUCUCUUUGAGCAUGAUAAGAGUGUUGGAGCUGUUGUGGUUGGAUUAGACCAGUAUAUAAAUUAUUACAAGCUACAGUAUGCAACUCUUUGCAUACGCGAGAAUCCAGGAUGCCUUUUCAUUGCUACCAACCGUGAUGCUGUGGGACAUAUGACUGAUUUACAAGAGUGGCCAGGUGCAGGAUGUAUGGUUGCUGCUGUAUGUGGAUCAACUCAAAAGGAGCCUAUUGUAGUUGGGAAACCAUCAACCUUUAUGAUGGAUUUCUUACUUAAAAAGUUUCAAAUUACGACCUCCAGAAUGUGUAUGGUGGGUGACAGAUUGGAUACAGAUAUUUUAUUUGGCCAAAAUGCUGGCUGCAGAACUCUCCUAGUUCUUUCAGGUGUGACUACUCAAUCUGGUCUUCAAGAUCCAUCAAACCACAUUCAACCAGAGUAUUAUACAAGCAAAGUGUCUGAUCUUCUUAAUUUAUUAGGACCAUGAUCCAGUCUCAAUCCUUUCAAAGUUUUCCAGAGUCCAAUUGUUGCUAAUGAAACAAUGCAACCAGAGAUUGAUAUUCUAAUUGCCUUGUUCACAUAUUUGCAUCGAUACUGUAUGCUUUAUUUUAAAUUGUUUUUGCUUUCUCUCUCUGAGACUCUUUGCAUCUAAGGCAACCCGUGAGGUUAGUCAUCAAGGUACUUUGAGAAUUGAGAUCUAGUGUCACUUUCUUGUUUAGUUGGGUCGAUUAUUCUUGUACAAACUCUCAUUGAUUGAAGGUGAAGCAGAAAAUCUCUCCAUCUUUGGCAAAGCACCUAAGUGCUUGCACUCCCUUAAUUCAACUUCCCUAUUGAACU
Camellia sinensis is the source of this 1356-nucleotide messenger RNA. RefSeq names its product 2-phosphoglycolate phosphatase 2 (gene PGLP2). Gene Ontology annotation, cellular component: cytoplasm. Lineage: Eukaryota; Viridiplantae; Streptophyta; Magnoliopsida; Ericales; Theaceae. Gene Ontology annotation, molecular function: phosphatase activity. The record is from RefSeq and is a predicted model, not a curated record.